UUAUUUUUUUCAGGUUAUGGUAAUAUAUAUCCCAGCACCAACGCAGGCAGGGCUGCAACUAUAGUCUACGCUUUCAUUGGGAUUCCAUUGAUGCUGAUGGUUCUAGCGGACUUUGGCAGACUCUUUACCAGGACCAUUAAAGUUGUCUAUUGCUUCGUCGAGCAGUUUUACCGCACAGGAAAAUGUCGGAGGGUACGGAGGCGACCCCGCAAAGAAAAAGACCGUCCAGUUCAGUACAUGACAUUUACUUUCAAUUCCGGCAACGAACCAAUCCCUGGAAGUCCCAUUGUAGAGUCUGUAAAGGGUUCUCCCAUAUUCACCAGGUCAAUUGAUAACAGGAAACUGGAGUCUGGAAAAAGUUCUCCAACAUUCACCAGGUCAAUUGAUAACAGGAAGCUGGAGUCUGGCCAAAGUUCUCCAAGCCUCACUACGUCAGCGAAUGGUAAAAAAGAUGGCGAUAGCGCUGGGAGUCCAGGAAAAGAUGAAGCGUUUGAGAUUGAUGAUGAAUUUAAAUUGCCUAUCUCAUUGGGAUUAAUUCUUUUAGUUAUUUACAUCAUGAUCGGAGCUUGCAUAUUCACGCUGUGGGAGGACUGGAGCUUUUUUGAAGCUUUCUACUUUGUCUUCAUAUCCAUGAGUACUAUCGGUUUCGGCGACUUCGUUCCCGAACAUCCCAUCUAUAUGAUGGCUACUUUCAUCUAUCUGGUGUUUGGCCUGUCCCUUACUUCAAUGUGCAUUACCGUAGUCCAAGAGAAAUUAUCAGUUACUUUUGAGAAGGCCAAGGUUAGAAUAGGAACAACUAUGGGCAUCGAUAUGCAAACUCUUCUGCAGGACAGCCUGGCACCAGAAGUAGCGAAGACAGAAAUAGCAGAAGUACAUGGUAGACGUGCUUCGAAAGAUAACAUGUUGGAUGACAAAGAUCCAGAGUUAGGUAAAAAAGAUAAAAACUUUAAAGAGAAGACAGAUUCUAGCGCUAUAGAGACUAAAUCAUGAUUCGAACGAAACAGUUGAACUUACAUUAAAGGUAGAGGCUUUAUAUACAUUCGAUAGGAUGAGAACAUUAAUAUACAAAGAAUAAUAAUAAUAAUUAAAAACAUAAUUUU
Limulus polyphemus (Atlantic horseshoe crab) is the source of this 1100-nucleotide messenger RNA. Its product is annotated as TWiK family of potassium channels protein 18-like. The record is from RefSeq and is a predicted model, not a curated record. Gene Ontology annotation, cellular component: membrane. Gene Ontology annotation, biological process: potassium ion transmembrane transport; stabilization of membrane potential. NCBI's taxonomy places the organism in Eukaryota, Metazoa, Arthropoda, Merostomata, Xiphosura, Limulidae. Gene Ontology annotation, molecular function: potassium ion leak channel activity. The annotation marks the transcript as partial. The transcript has 2 exons.